GCUUCCGCUCGAAUCAGCCAAUCAGAGCCGAGUGAGCCGCAGCUUAUAAGCCCAUCUGCUGUCGAUCCUUUCGCCCUGACCGUCCCUGCUGUCCUGUGUGCCGCUGACUCAAACUGCGAGCCCCUGAUCUACCGCAACCGUGAAGAUGGCGACCCGGGUCGUAAUAUUUUUCAAGACCAUGCAAGCGGCACGAUGCCCGACAGACGAGCUGUCGCUGACUAACUGUGCCGUGGUGAGUGAGAAGGAUCUGCAGUCAGGACAACAUGUGAGUGUGAAGACCACACCCAACCACAAGUAUGUGUUUACAGUCAAGACCCACCACACUGUGGCUGCAGGAAGCAUCGCCUUCAGCCUGCCACAGAGGAAAUGGGCUGGUCUCUCCAUAGGUCAGGAGGUGGAAGUGGCCAACUACAAUUUUGACAAGUCCAAGCAGUGCAUUGGCGCCAUGACAAUCGAAAUCGACUUCUUGCAGAAGAAGAGUACUGACUCCUCUCCCUACGACUCAGACAAGAUGGCCGCCGAGUUCAUCCAGCAGUUCAACAACCAGGCCUUCUCUGUCACCCAGCAGCUAGUGUUUAGUUUCUGUGACAAGCUGUUUGGCUUGGUGGUAAAGGAUAUUGAGGCCAUGGAUGCCAGCAUCCUCAAAGGAGAACCAGCGUCUGGAAAGAAACAGCAAAAGAUCGACGUUGGUCUGAUGGUGGGCAACAGCCAGGUGAUUUUUGAGAAGGCUGAGAAUUCAUCCCUCACACUAGUCGGCAAGGCAAAGACCAAGGAGGCACGACAGACAAUCAUCAACCCAGACUGGAACUUUGAAAAGAUGGGAAUUGGUGGUCUGGACAAGGAAUUCUCAGACAUUUUCCGCAGAGCCUUUGCCUCCCGAGUCUUUCCCCCUGACAUUGUGGAGCAGAUGGGCUGCAAGCACGUGAAGGGCAUCUUGCUGUUUGGACCACCAGGAUGUGGCAAAACGCUGAUGGCCAGGCAGAUUGGCAAGAUGCUCAACGCCCGCGAGCCGAAGGUCGUCAACGGCCCAGAGAUCCUGAACAAGUACGUGGGAGAGUCUGAGGCUAACAUCCGCAAACUGUUCGCCGAGGCUGAGGAGGAACAGAAGAGGCUGGGCGCUAACAGUGGCCUUCACAUCAUUAUCUUUGACGAGCUGGACGCCAUCUGCAAGCAGAGAGGAACGGGCGCCAGCAGCACAGGCGUGCACGACACUGUUGUCAACCAGCUUCUGUCCAAGAUUGACGGCGUGGAGCAGCUUAACAACAUCUUGGUCAUUGGUAUGACCAACAGGCCUGACUUGAUAGAUGACGCCCUGAUGAGACCCGGCAGGUUUGAGGUGAAAAUGGAAAUCGGUCUUCCUGAUGAAAAGGGACGCGUCCAGAUCCUAAACAUCCACACCAACAAGAUGCGAAGCUUCAACCUUCUCGCUUCUGACGUCAACGUCAAGGAACUGGCAGCAGAAACUAAGAACUACAGCGGUGCAGAGCUGGAGGGUCUGGUCAGGGCUGCGCAGUCAACCGCCAUGAACCGGCACAUCAAGGCUACCUCUACAGUUGAGGUGGACAUGGAAAGGGCAGAGAAGCUGCAGGUCACCAGAGAUGACUUCAUGGGAUCCCUCAACAAUGACAUCAAACCAGCAUUUGGUACCAACCAGGAGGACUACUCCAGCUACAUCAUGAAUGGCAUCAUCAAAUGGGGCGACCCAGUCACUCAUGUUCUGGAUGAUGGAGAGCUGCUGGUACAGCAGACCAAGAACAGUGAUCGCACACCACUUGUUGCUGUUUUACUGGAGGGCCCACCCCACAGUGGAAAGACAGCCCUGGCAGCUAAGAUUGCAGAGGACUCACAGUUCCCCUUCAUUAAGAUUUGCUCUCCAGACAAGAUGAUUGGACACUCAGAGAUCUCCAAGUGCCAGGCAAUCAAAAAGGUCUUUGAUGAUGCUUAUAAGUCUCAGCUGAGCUGUGUUGUGGUGGAUGACAUUGAGCGUUUGCUGGACUAUGUGCCCAUCGGUCCACGUUUCUCAAAUCUGGUCCUUCAAGCUCUGCUGGUGCUACUCAAGAAAGCUCCACCCAAGGGCCGGAAGCUGCUCAUCAUCGGCACCACCAGCAGGAAGGACGUCCUACAGGAGAUGGAGAUGUUAGAUGCUUUUAGCACCACCAUCCAUAUCCCCAACAUCUCUACUGGGGACCAGCUAAUCGAUGCCUUGGAGCUACUGGGAAGCUUCACAGACAAAGAGCGGGCCAGCAUCGCACAUCAACUCAAAGGAAAGCGGGUCUGGAUAGGCAUUAAGAAACUCCUCGUGCUCAUCGAGAUGUCAAUGCAGAUGGAUCCAGAUUACAGAGUGACCAAAUUCUUGUCUCUGCUUAGAGACGAGGGGGCUGAUCGGAGCUUCUAUGAGUAGAGCCAACCAGAGGAGCAAACCAAACACACGACAAUAGACACGCCACCCAGAAAUAAGGAAGAAGAGCAGGAAAAGAAGAGAUCUUCCUCGAAUCCAUCGAUGCAUUUAUCUAUGUAACUACACACCUGGUCCAAGAGAGGAACAAACAGGUUCCUCUAUAACUCGGCAUGUAUCUGUAGGCAAUACCACAGAAUCACUUCCCUCCUACUCGGCAUUCUCAUCAUCAAGUACACAUAUCAGAGUAAAACACUGGAAGUCGUACUGUUAAAAAAUAUUAUCUGUAAAAACAACUAAAACCUGAAAAAAACAAUAGAUCAUUGUAACAAAAAAGUGGUGUUAUGUGAAUUGUGUGUAUAAAAAGAAAAAAAGAAGAUUUAAGAAUUUAAGUCAUCUAUGUUUUUAAGCUAGUCUUUGUUGUAUUUGUUGCAUACCUCUCGUCUGGCUGCAGGUAAUUAUUGUUAUUAUGUGUAUCCUCACAAGCAGUAUCAAACGGAGCACAUGCAAAAAUGCCGAAGCCUUUUGAAUAUCAAGAUGUGAUCACAAAGAGGCUUUUAGUGAAUAUUUAAUAGUAGUUAAAAAAGAUGAUGUUCCAUGUGUAAAUGUAAUCCCUUUAAAUAUAAAGUAUGUUUAUGUUCUGUAAAUAGUAUACAUAGAUAUAACGAAGAUUAUCAUGAACUUAAGACUACUUCAAAAUGUAUCAGUAUCACUCUUCUUCCCUGUUGCUAUGGAGAUGUUGACUUUACCAAAUUAGUGUAAUAGUGAAAGUAAAUGUUGGAUUGAUGGCCGGCCUGUCUGUGUUGUGUACAGUACAGUUCAGUUUAGCUCUUAUAGUUCUGGCAUCAUCAGUGUUAAAAACAAAUCUAUAAAUAUAUCCUGCACUCUGAACAUCCAGACCUUGACUACGUCUCUUGGUGGUCCUUUGUGGGAACUCGUGCGCGUGUGAGUGUGUGCGUGGAGUGUCGAAUGGGAUUGUGCGUGUGCGUUUCAGUCUGUGCAUGUGAAGUGUAGAAAGCUGCUGGUUAAUUUGCUACGUUUGUUUUCUCAUGUCAUGUGUUCAGUGCUUCAAAGUAAAAAGUUCUUGUUCUGUUUGACCAUUGGCAUCGUGAGCGUAUGUGCGUGUGUGAGUGUAAAUAUAUGUCAACAUGCAGAUAUUGCAAUAAAAAAAGAGCACAUAUGCACAGGAAA
This is a messenger RNA of Haplochromis burtoni (Burton's mouthbrooder), 3586 nucleotides long. Its product is annotated as vesicle-fusing ATPase. Gene Ontology annotation, molecular function: ATP binding; ATP hydrolysis activity. Gene Ontology annotation, biological process: Golgi to plasma membrane protein transport; intra-Golgi vesicle-mediated transport; SNARE complex disassembly. Bases 146 to 2401 code for a protein of 751 amino acids. The transcript has 21 exons. Lineage: Eukaryota; Metazoa; Chordata; Actinopteri; Cichliformes; Cichlidae. The record is from RefSeq and is a predicted model, not a curated record. Gene Ontology annotation, cellular component: Golgi stack.